UCCRCGGGGUACUUCACUUUUCAUCACUGGCCAUUCACAACUUUCACGCAAACUUCAAAAKCAGUGUGAGUUCCUACUUCGUAAACCCCCCAAAAAGCAGAGCUAGUGCCAGAAGCUCCUUAUGAAAAGUGCGAAUUUCAACAUGYUGGCCAUUGUUCUAUUUACCACUUWUAUACAUGCGGCGAAUGCUGCCUUCCUGAUGUACCCAUUACCCAAUCCUCUACAAUCAAARUUUCUYACGAACCAAAGUCUCAUGUAUGGBUGUAGUAAGUCCUCUGACUGAAAAUUCAAAGAAUGCAAAUYGUGAAUGUAAAACAGUGAUGAAGAAGGGAGAGAGAAGUAUCAUUAGAUUCACCCCGGAAGAACUCGAUACUAAACGACUUCCCGUCUGUUCUUUUGAAACUAUUCCUUUGUCAUUUCUUUCGCUAGGAAUGGGAUUCUAAACGUGGUCUGGAAGGAAAUUAAUUACCUUAAUUCCUUAAUUACUGCUAACUGGAACUUGACGUUUCUGUUUCGCAAGAAAACUGCUGAAAAAUCAGACCGAUUUAUUUCACAAAAUCAGUUAUUUUAAUUUUUACAUAGAAUUUUAUGUUUUUGACAGCAAAGCAAGUUCCAAAUGUGAUUGUGUCUGUGCAUCCAAAUUACCCGACGUGUCACCAGCAAAUGAUAGGAUACGCGCAAUUCACGCCAACGGUCGAUAUUUUAGCCGCAACGUGUUCUGGAAAUAUUUACUAUAAUGGAAUCCUACUUGGAGCCGGGCGUCCGCAAGAUGUUUGUAUGGGAMGACACACUCCUUUUCAUUGUCCAAUUAUAAAAGGAGUGACCCAAAAAGUGAGUUGGCCGCUAUCUAUUCCCUGUUUUAUCUUGAAUUUAAAGGGUCGUUAUAGUAUCGAAGGAUACUGCGUGAACUAUGAUGGAUCAAUGAUUGGGUGUGUCCAGUACAAUUUUACUUGGCAUGGUACUGCAGACAGUGACCCGGAAAUUCCAGUUCGUUUCAAGCCUUUCUAUAAUUAGCUAUUGUCAAUAGUYAAUAUCGUCUAAUUUUGUAAAGUGUAUUUAAAGCCAAUUAGUAAGUAUUAAUUGUAAUAAGUACGAAGUCUAA
Messenger RNA from Exaiptasia diaphana, 1102 nucleotides. RefSeq lists its product as uncharacterized. Lineage: Eukaryota; Metazoa; Cnidaria; Anthozoa; Actiniaria; Aiptasiidae. The transcript is spliced from 5 exons. Bases 589 to 1014 code for a protein of 141 amino acids. The record is from RefSeq and is a predicted model, not a curated record.